AUGGGGGAGAAUAAUUUCAACUUGCCACCCGGUUUUCGGUUCAAUCCCAGCGAUGAAGAGCUUGUAGUUCAUUUCCUUCAUAGAAAGGCUUCCCUUUUACCUUGCCAUCCUGAUUGCAUCCCUGAUCUCGAUCUUUAUCCCUAUGAUCCAUGGGAAUUAGAUGGUAAAGCAAUGUGUGAAGGUAACAAAUGGUACUUCUUCAGUAGGAGGACACAAAGCAGAAUCAGUGGGAGUGGAUAUUGGCAGUCUUUGGUUGUAGAUGAACCAAUAUAUUCUAGUGAUAACCAAAAAGUUGGCAUGAAGAAAUGUUAUGCAUUUUACAUGGGUGAAUCUCCAGAAGGUGUUAAAACAAAUUGGAUAAUGCAGGAAUUUAGGCUCUCUGAUUCUUCAUCAUCAAGAAAAAGAAAUUCCAAGAUGGAAUAUAGUAAGUGGGUGGUGUGUCGAGUGCAACAGUAUCACAAUAAUGACGAUGAUGAUAGUGCAGGACUUUCAUGCAUGGACGAAGUUUUCUUGUCGUUGGAUGAUCUCGAUGAAAUUAGUUUGCCAAAUUAG
Messenger RNA from Fraxinus pennsylvanica, 552 nucleotides. The record is from the annotation of a GenBank genome assembly. NCBI's taxonomy places the organism in Eukaryota, Viridiplantae, Streptophyta, Magnoliopsida, Lamiales, Oleaceae.